UAAAAUUUUUUCUGCGCUAAAUGUCCCUGUAGCCUUGGUCCUGUGAGGAACAAAUUCAUUUUCUGUCAGCCUGCGGACAGCGCAGCCUGAGGUGUUCUGUUCGGAACUCCGAGUAUUUUAGUGGCUGCUUCUGUCAGUGAACUAACGUAAAGAUGGCGGAGGAAGGGAAGAGUGUCGAGGCUGUGGAAGAGAAAGACGAGCUGCAAAUAAUGAAGGAACUUGUGGAUGACUUGUACAAGUUCAGAGACUGUUAUUUUGAGACGCACAAAAUCGAAGAAGCCAAAGUGAAACCAAAUGACGUCGCUCAGGAGGUAGAGCAAACACUGAAGAAGCUGGAGGAGAAAGACGAAUCCUUCAAACACAAAGCCGAGUUUUUGCUGCAGAAGGGCAGGUGUCUGAAUGUAGCGGAAGACUUCAGUGCCGUAGCAGAAGAGUGCCUUUCCCGUGCUGUGAAGCUGGAGCCGAGCCUGGUCGAGGGCUGGAACACACUGGGGGAGCAGUACUGGAAAAAGAAAGAUCUGAUCGGUGCCAAAAAUUGCUUCACUGGUGCUUUGCAGCAGGGUAGGAACAAAGUGUCUCUACGCAACCUGUCCAUGGUGCUGAGGCAGCUGCCUGCAGCCGACAGCGACUCGCAAGGCAAGCAGGUCCUGGAGAGUGUGCACCUGGCUCAGCAGGCUGUUGAGCUGGACGAAAGCGAUGGCACGUCGUGGUAUGUUCUUGGAAAUGCCUAUUUGAGUCUGUUCUUUGCGUGUGGACAGAACCCGAAGUAUUCCCAACAAGCUCUCAGUGCCUAUGCACAAUCUGAAAAGGCAGAUAAAAUCGCCCGUUUUUUCCCGGAGCUCCACUUCAACAGAGCCAACCUGUUCCAGUACGAGGAGAUGUUCGGGCCUGCGCUGGAGGGCUACAGUCGAGCGGCGGCGCUCGAUCCCAGCAUGAAGGAGCCGCAGGUCAAGGAGAAGCAGCUCCUGGAGUAUCUGGAGAAAGUGACAGAACUCACACAGAACAAGGGGAAGGUGAAGGCGCGCCGUUUACGAACCAUGAUGUCCAACCUCAGCACCUCGGCCCUGGGUCCCUGCUCGUCCCCGCAGUUCCGCUCCCCGUCCGGCCGCGUCGGCAGCCUGGAGCCUCGGACCCUGUCCUCCCUGAAGCACGGCCACAACGCCGGCGUGGCCGCCCUGGGGAAGGUGGUUUUCAGCCUGGCUUCAGAGGGUCGCAUGGCCUUCACAUUUGGCAUGGUCGACAGUGAGGAGACGUGCAUGGUGGUGAUGGUUUACAACACGGCAAACAGCUGGGGCGUCUUGAUCGGCGAUUCUGUCGUCAUUCCCGAACCUAAUCUCAAGCUGCACAGCAUAACGCAUAAAGACAAGGCGUUUGACUUCCGGAGCAUACGACUGGACUCUCCUCUGCUGCUCAUCGUCAACGGCAAGAAACAAAACAUCAAAAGCCAGAUCAUUACCUCCGUCAGCUACGAGCCCCAGCAGGAGUGAACCAAGAGACAAGUGAGAGGACAUUCACUUUUGAGAAGACUUUUGACGAUCUUCUGAGUUCCCGUUAUGUUUUUAUUUAUUGUUUUUGUACUCUUGUUGUGGGUGAAAAGUGGGGUUGUUUUGUACACGAAUGGCAAAAAAAGUUUUGAAAGUUUUCGGACGUUAUGUCGCAGCACACACAGCAUCGCCUUUUUAAACACGUUUUUAUUUUCUGAUCCGCUGUGAAAAAUGGAAAAAAUGUCAUUUGGACCUGUGCUUUUUCUUCUGACGUAUAAAAUAAGUCUCUUGACAAACGCCUGUUGGUUUCAGUUCUCACUACACUCGUCUUCACCGCCUCUUCAUGACUGCACCGUUUGCGUUUUCAACAUAUUAGGAUCACAUUAACUAAAACUGCUGAGUGCAAAUUUAAAAAGAGUUGAAAUAUGAAGUCGUAGUAAAAAUGUCCAUCUUUAUUUCUUGAUUUUAAGCUUUAAUUUCAGCAAUUCUGAGACAUUCCUGACAUACUAAAGAAACAAAAGAUGCUCCUCCAGUUUUUUUCUUAAUGUGAGCCUGAUAUGUGAUCAUAUUUAGUAUCAACAGCUGUGGUCAUUGCGUGUUUUUCACAAGUGGAAGGUGAAGUCCCGUUUCAUCUGUUAAGCCUGGACAGCAGGAAAGCUCACGAAGAUGUUUGACACGCUGUGAUUUACUUUACCUGCAACACAA
This is a messenger RNA of Salarias fasciatus (jewelled blenny), 2189 nucleotides long. It is a transcript of the gene ttc5, whose product is annotated as tetratricopeptide repeat domain 5. Lineage: Eukaryota; Metazoa; Chordata; Actinopteri; Blenniiformes; Blenniidae. The transcript has 9 exons. The record is from RefSeq and is a predicted model, not a curated record. Gene Ontology annotation, molecular function: protein binding. Bases 153 to 1487 code for a protein of 444 amino acids.